This is a messenger RNA of Didymodactylos carnosus, 292 nucleotides long. NCBI's taxonomy places the organism in Eukaryota, Metazoa, Rotifera, Eurotatoria, Philodinida, Philodinidae. The record is from the annotation of a GenBank genome assembly.
AUGCGAUCCCUUGCCAGCGACCAAUUAAGCAAGUCAUUUCGUCGCGACGCUCUUGCACAAGUUGACAAAUUUCAAAAUGAAAUUGAUAAAAACGUACAAGAAUUUAAUAAAGAUGAAUAUGUUACUUUCAUAUCCAAACUAAAAAUAUUUAUGGAUGCCACGGACGUUAGAUUAAACACUUAUAAAACAGAAAUAAAUAGUUUAAAACAUCAACAACAACUAUUACAAAAAGACUUAGAAUAUUCACAAUCAAUCAUUGAUCUUUAUAAAUCACAAACAACUGCAACUCAAA